Messenger RNA from Rhizophagus irregularis DAOM 181602=DAOM 197198, 1520 nucleotides. RefSeq lists its product as uncharacterized. Lineage: Eukaryota; Fungi; Glomeromycota; Glomeromycetes; Glomerales; Glomeraceae. The record is from RefSeq and is a predicted model, not a curated record.
GUAAAUAUCGUUUUAUAUACUGUAUAUAAAAAACAAAAAAAAUUAACAUGUCAAAACUUAAUAAAGAUAUACUUUUCUUAAUAUUCGAGGAGUUAAAAGAUGAUAAAGAUUCUCUAUUUUCUUCAAUUUUGGUUAAUAAAAAUUGGUGUGAAGUCGCAAUUCCAAUCUUAUGGAAAGAUCCUUGGAAAAAUCUUAUUAAAGAGAGAUUAUUAUUAGAAACAGUUGUUUCAUUUUUAACGAAUGAAUCAAGAGAUUAUAUGAUAAGUCAUGGUUUAAAUCUUUUAAUAAAACCAGAUAAACCACCUUUGUUUAAUUAUAUUAGUUUUUGCAGAUAUUUGAAUUUACAUAAAUUAGAAAGAAUAAUUUAUACUAUCCGAAAUAUUAAGGAAGAAAUUAAAUGGUCAAUGAUUAGUGAGGAAAUAUUCAAAUUGUUUAUUAAUAAAAAUAAUAGAUUUACUCAUCUUAUUAUACCAUACGGAUAUAAACGUCAAAUUCAAUAUCUUUCGGGGUUUGAACAUUGUUUUUCGGAACUUGAAUCUCUUCGUUGUGACGUAAAGACAAAUCAGGGAUUUUUAAAUGGAUUGGCUCAAGUUUGUAAAUCAAUCAAAAAAUUGGUGGUGAAUGUUAGAGUAAUUAAUAAACCUGGAAUAAUUGAUCUUAUUGAAGCUCAAACAAAAUUAGAAGAUGUUCGAUUUGUAUUUGAUCUCAUGACCAGAAGGAUCGAUGACAUUUUAUUUUAUAGAAUUUGUGGGAAAUCAUUGGUUAAACGUGCGAAUACUAUUCGUCAUUUACAAGUUAAUAAUGAAUUAAUUCCAAAUUUAUCAUCAUAUGUUAAUUUAAUAAGUUUGGAAAUAGGUACUCAUGAACAUAAUGCUUCUUGGAAUAAUUUGGAAAAUGUUUCUUUACCAUCUUUACGAAUAUUAAAAGCUCAUAAAGUACCAACAAAUAUUUUAGUAAAUUUUAUUGAAAAUAAUAAAGGAAUUCUUUUAGAAAUUAAAAUUUCUGACAUAUCAUUUGAAGUUCAUACAAAAAAAUUAAUACAAGCAAUUUAUAAUAAUUGUCCUAACCUUCAAUACCUUGAAUUAAUAAUUAAUGAUGAUGAUAUAUUAGAAUUGGAAAAUUUAUUAAUUAAUUGUAGACAUUUAGAUGGAUUGAUUUUAAAUGUUUUUAAUAUUAAUACAGAUGAAAUGGGUUGGGAUAGAUUAUUUGAAAUAUUAAUUAAAAGGGCUUCAAAGAAUUUAUUCAAAUUUAAAUUCAUUCAUCGUACUACAAUUAAAUUUGAAGCUUUAAAGAAUUUUUUUGAAAAUUGGAAGAAUAGAAAACCUAUGUUAUUACAUUUUAUUGAAAUGUUUCAUUUAUCUAGUAAACAUUUAAGUUUGAUAGAAUCUUUUAAGAAGAAGGGAAUUAUUAAAAUUUUUUAUCAUGAUAAAUUCUCUUAUGGUUUUGAUGAUUUUGAAUGGAUUAAAACUGUCUCUUAUACACAUCUAGAUGUGUAUAAGAGACAAAUAUUAUAUAUAUAA